CCAUUCUGUUUCACAGCUUUCCUUUCUUAGAAUCACACACAGAAAGAUUUGCUCAAAAAAAAAAAAACAUUUUCUCUCGUCUUCGACAUGUCCGUACGACUAAGCCCUACUUUCAGACCUCCAAUAUCCUCUUCUUCGCGUCACGCCUCAAGUGGGUCUUGGGAUUUGUUGGUCUUUUGCUCUAAAGGGUCUUCGUCUUCUUCUUCGUCAAGCUCUCUUGUAUACUCAAGUAAAUUCGAAGGAAUCAAUGGAAGAAGAGAUGUGGUCAAGGUUUCUUGCCAAGAGGGGUCUCUUCGGGAGCUUGAUGACUCGCCGGUGUCGGUGAACCUCGCCCCCAUUACGAGCGAGAGCCAGUUCGACCGAGUCAUAGCCGAGGCACAGCAGCUCGAGGAACCGGUCAUAAUUCUUUGGAUGGCAAGCUGGUGCAGGAAAUGUAUAUAUUUGAAACCAAAAUUGGAGAAGUUGGCAGCUGAUUACUAUCCAAGACUGCGGUUCUACUGUGUUGAUGUUAAUGCAGUUCCAUAUAAGCUUGUUUCUCAUGCUGGUGUCACUAAGAUGCCAACAAUUCAGCUCUGGAAGGAUACCAAGAAACAAACUGAGGUGAUUGGUGGACACAAAGCAUAUUUAGUAAUCAAUGAAGUUCGUCAAAUGAUUGAGAGCGCGUACUCAAUGUGAAUCACGCGGUGACCCGUUACGAUGCUUUCCUUGUACUGCCAUUGCCAAUGGGAGGGAAUUAGAGCUUGGAAGAGUGAAUAUGAGCUCGGCUGACCUUUAGUGAUUGCAAAGUGAUGUUAAAGAGUUCUCUUUGCAAACGAACACUAACCGAACAGAAGAUAGAAGACAAGGCAAAUUUCGCAUUGGGUCUUCUCUCACUGAUUCCAUUUGGUGCCUUUGCUAAUUGCUACUACACCUACCAACACUAUUGUUUCACAUCAUUUCAUACAAGAAAGACUUUAGGGUGUUAAACACCAGGCGCUCUUCAUUAGAUAAAUAAUUCGGUAUUUUUCUUUUUACCAUAUACAACACUUGUAAUUCUUGAAAUGCAAGACAUUUCCAGAAAAUAGAGUAAGUAGUUAGACACUCAAAAACAAAGACAUGCCAUGGUAAACGAUUAAGUUAAUAUGUAUUUACUGGUUAUCUGUGUCUAA
Humulus lupulus (European hop) is the source of this 1148-nucleotide messenger RNA. Its product is annotated as thioredoxin-like 3-2, chloroplastic. Gene Ontology annotation, cellular component: chloroplast stroma. The coding region runs from base 88 to 675 and encodes 195 amino acids. Lineage: Eukaryota; Viridiplantae; Streptophyta; Magnoliopsida; Rosales; Cannabaceae. The record is from RefSeq and is a predicted model, not a curated record. The transcript has 6 exons.